UCGUUUGCUUUGCUUGUGUUUUCGUUGGGCAUGGAGUUGGUUUUCAUCCUCGAGCGUUUUUAAACGUUCCCCUCUAUUUUUGAAAAAUGUGGUGGCGUGCACGUCUAUAAUGGAUAAAGAAGUCGAAUCCUACAGUGGCCUAGGCCAAGAGACUGUAGAACACAAGAAUAUGCAAAUAAUUGAACAGUAUGCUUCAUUCCUCACCACCUCUGAUGAAAAGUACCGCAAAAUUCAUGAGAAAGCUUUCAAUUUGGAAAUCAAAAGAUAUGGGAAUGAUUUCAUACAACAGAUUCUAACGGACAAUGAUCAUCUAAGGAAGUCCAGAGAAAAGCUGCUGGAAAUUUGCAGACCUCUUGCCCAGCAAAAUAUGGAGUAUUCAAAACAACUACAAGACUUGAAGAGGCAGUGCGAAAACGCGAAUCAAAUGUGUACAGCAUGGCAGCAUGCGAAAGAUCAGAUGUAUCUCCUUUACAAGGACACUCAAAAAGAGUUGGCAGAAAAGUCGCAGAAGUUGGAUCUGGUUGAAAAAAGCUUAUCUCAGUUGAAAAGAUUGAAGGGACGCAGGAAAAGCGUGAAAACAAAAUCAACGAAAACAAAUGAAGGCUCCUCCGAUGAUCUUCCAAAUAAGGACUCAAAUCCUCAGCCAGAAUCUAAGUCAGAUCUAUCAGAACAUGAGCCUAGGACAUUACGCAAUAACUCUAAACGGAUUGGGUAUGCUGAAUCGAGUGACAAUGAUGCCACUUCGGAUGAAGAGCUGGAUUUGUGUGAAGUCAUAAGUGCCUGGAAUAUUAAAAAACCGGAUGAGGCCAUGCCUAUGGUUCCAAUCUCCAGUCCUAGUAAGAAACCCUCCAGCUGUGAAAAGAAAUCAGUAACCUCCAACUCCUCUGCAUUAGGUCCACCAACACUUGGAAAAAAUCAAGCGAUCAAAAAAAUGAAAAAAACCAGAAGGAAAAAGAUCUCAUCUGUUAAAGAGGAGGAGUCACUGCCAGAGCCAAAUCUACCAUUAGAUUGUAAUGAAAAAUCCAACUCCUGUGAUGGCUCUCUAUGUGCAGAAGAUGUGAAUUUUGAGGCGGAUAUGGAUUUAAAUUGUGAUUUUAGUAUUGCAAGUCCAGAACUGUCACCAACAAAAACUGAUUCACCCAAAAGCAAAUUCACUACACCUUUCAUCACAUCCGCAAUUUCACCUGAGCCAAGCCCUGAAAUUAAGUUACCAUUUAAACUACCUAAUCCAAGCCCUUCUAAACAAAUGAAGGAAAAAACGUUAUCAACAAGGAAAGUAUCCUCACCACCCCCAGUUCAACGAAAUCUACGACCCAGAAAGUCUGGAGUCACAACCAAGAACAGCACUUCUCCAGAAAAAGUGGAAAACAAAGUCAUUGGCACAAAGUUAUCAUCAGAAGUUGCCAAAAGUAAGUUAGAAACUUCCAAAUCGAAAGUUUACCCUGAGUAUGAAACGAUUUUCGAUGACCUGUAUGUCUCAGAUUCAGAUUCAUCAGUCAUACAUAAUUCUGUGGCUUUGUGUCAGGAACCUUCAGACUCACCCACAAUGUCUACCAAGGAAUCUAAUGUAGUUGCUGUAGACAAAUCAAGAGAUGUUGAGAGAAGUUCUGUGUGUCUAUUGCUUACAAGCACCAGUAGAAUGUCAGACUGCUGUGAUUCAUCUGACAUCAUAAAUUCAAGUGAUUCAGAAAAUGAUGAUGACAUUUGCCCUGAAAAUGAUGUCUCAACUGCGCCCAAGAGUUUUGAGUCUCCAAAUUCAUCGUCCCUUGAUGUAAAUUUGGUGAGAACCCUUGAGACGAGGGUAAAAUCAAGUGAAGAAAUAUGUCCUACCACUCAUUCUAGUACCUUAAGUGACUCCUCUGACUUAAUGGAUUCUUCUGAGAAGUUAUUGUCAAAUGCCACCAAUAGUUCAACUUCUAGCAAUGAAGUCCUGAAGCAUCCUGUAUUACCCACAGAAGUCACUCCAGCUCCAACACACCCAUUCGGCAAAAGUAGAACACUCAGUGAAUCCAGUUGUGAAACGGACCAGAUUCAAUCUGAGAAGAUGAUGCUGAAUCCUGUCAAUAGUUCAGACCCUAGUACCCUGCCGCAUCCUUCAUCCUGUACAGAAGUCAGCUUUGCUCUGAUGCACCCACCCAGCAGUAGCCGAACUCUCAGUGAAUCCAGUUGCGAAACAGAUGAUUCAAAUAACAAAUUGAAAACCAAAAUUGCUGUUCAUAGAAAAGUAAGAAAAUGCCGGAAGGUAACAACCAAAAAAGAUACGCAAGAAAAAGAUGAGCCAGUAAGUCCCUCAACAGACAAAUCUGAAAAAUUGCCACCAUUAGAAGUUCCUGUCAAUCUGUCAACAACUCCAGAAAGUGUUAGUGAGUUGAUAGAAUCAAAAUCAAUGUUUGAUCCUCCAGAAGUAUCAAGCAUCAGUGAUUCGGACUCCGCUGAAAAUAACCGAGCCGUAACCGAAGGCGUCUCUACCCCAGAAAGUGAUGAAAAUCAAACUGGAAAUGAUCAUGAAGUUGAGAAAAACAUAGAAGAAAUUUUACACUUUGGUCAUGAGUCCAUGUUGAAGGAAGGAAAUGUCAUAACACCUGAAUCCAGUUGUGAAAAUAGUGAAACACCAAUCCAAAGCACUGAUGAAACUAAGUCAACGGAAUCUGAACAAGUGAAUCUUGAAAAACAGCACUGUAAAGACAGCGUAGUGGAGGCUCACCCUCCACCAGUAGCUGUUGAGAAUUUUACAUCUGAACUUCAAUUGGAGAAAUCAGAAAAAGAAGAAAUUACAGAGACUUGCGAAAGCUCAAAUGGAAAUGCCAUCAUAAACGAAGCAUCCGAUGAACCUUUGGAACAAGCUAAGUCACCAGAGCCUGUCUUUGAUGGGGUUAUUGAUGCUACUAACUCUUGUAAGAAUGACUUCCCCCGACCAUUCUUGGGAGACAUCCAUUUUGGAGCGCAAGGUAUGAGUGCGGCACCUACGCCACCAGAUGACACUGAAUUGAGUUUUAUCGGCUCUCCUGAUAUUGUUACUCCACCUGUGUCCCCCUUACGCAACUAUACUGUACAAAUGUCACCACCUCUGUCACCCAUAACUGGAGACAGUCCUCUCGUUGCUGCCUCUACUCCAUCGCAGACAAAAAAAAAUUCCACACAAAAACCUUUCAAUGUGAAACGGAUACAUAUGUUUUCUCCACGUCCAGAUGAUAUGAGUGACUGUGAAGAUAUGCUCAUCAUGGAUUUAGAUAUCAAUAAUGAAGAUUUAGUUGAGGCAAGUUCUGUACAAGUGGAUGCUGGCACAGAAAUUCGGGAAGCAGAUGAACUCAUGGAUGAUAUGAAUUCAGAUGAAGAUGAUAUCUUGAACCUUGUCCAUGAGGAAUUCAUCUGUCGUAAAUUACUAUCACCCCUACCUUUAAAAGAGCCACCAUACGAAACUAGUCCUGUUAGGCCGACCAAGAAAACGUCUGAAGCCGAUGAUACUCUGGAAGUAAAUUUGGUUAACAAAAGCAAAAAAUGUGAAGCAACUGAUGUUCAUUUAGAUAAUAGAAGCAAUAAACCUGUGGAGAAAAAACCAAAAACUUCCCGAACAACUGUUAAACAGCGGCUAGCUUCUAGGUUGAGAAAUCUGCAUCGUAUCUCUAAUAGUAACCUGUUACUGAAACGCUCAUCACAAAGCUUUCAAUCAACUCCAGGAAAUAAACCAAAUAAUCUAGUCCAAAAACACCUAUCUGAAGAACCGAUGCACAAAAGGAGGAAAACCAGAUCAUCUCCUCGUAAAACUGAAACUAAUGAGCUUGCCAAUGAUGCCAAAUGUGAAGAUGUUUCAGACAAUAAUGACAUUCAAAAAUGUGUACCAUUGGAAAAAGUAUCAAAAGAACAUAAAAUUGAGAAAAAUGGCAGGAGUGAAGCUGAUCUGAGUAGUAAUGCUAGCAGUAAGUUAAUUAAUUGUAUAAUGAAUAACUCCUCGAAGUUUAAAACUCAAAAGGAGGUAAUAGCAGCCAGUACAACAAAUGUAAAACCAGUAGUCCCUACAAUUUCUAUUAUGGAGUGCUCUAAUAUAGAAUAUUUCAGUGAAGUCUCUAAUUCUGAAAUAACGGAUCAAAAUAAUGAAAGAAUGAAGGAAAUCAAACCUUCUCUCCGCAACAUCCAAAUUGUAGAGCCUGCUUCCAUGGAUAAUCAUCAACAGGAAAAAGGAAGUGAUGUUCAGCAAAGUAUCUCUCAAGAGCAAAUAUCAAAACACAGCUCAGUCUGUGCAACUAGCAGUAAUCAAGUUGAUCAAAUAAGUAAUGCUAUCAUAAAGUCAAAAAGUAGCAUAGAAAUUGAUCAUCCCGAGUCAAAAUCUUCAUGUAAAACUAAGAACAUCAGCACAUUGAAUGACAAGGAUGCAUGUAGUUUGAUUUCAGACACCAAAUUCAUGAACUUGGAACAUGCAAGUCCAAAAACUGAUUUUGAAACUUCAAAUUCAAAUGAAGGGAAAGUCGGAAGAAGUAGAUCUUCCCUGCGAAUAGCCAAAAGUAUUGGGUCUACGUCCGUUGAAAAUUGUCAAGGUAGAGAACAAAAUCACGAGUUUGAACAACUUACCUCAACAGGAGAAGUUUCAAAAGGAAGUUCUGUUGGUUUGAAUUAUUCGAAUCAAGUGGAUCAGAGUAAUCCAUCUCAUGUUAAGACUGAUAAUAGUAUAAGCAAUAAUUACUGUAAUAAGUUGGACUCUCUCAAUGAAAUCACCCAAGCAACCUCAACGAAUUUUGAAAUUCCACCAGUAUCCAUUUCAGAAAACAAUCGGUUGAACUCAGAAUAUUCUAAAAAAGUGACUGAUUUUGUAACUACAGACAAAAUUCCUGAAAGACCCAAAGUUUCGGCAUCUUCUGUGCUUGAAAAUCUAAAAAAGCGAAUAAUAUCAGAUUCAGAAGCUUCAUCGGAGUCUUAUAAAUCCGAACGUAAUUGUUUGUGGACAAUGUUUAAAUUCUACAAAGAGGAUCAUUGCCAAAAAGCUGUGGAGGUUGAAGAUAUCAAGAAAGUAGAGAAACCUCUACCUUAUCCAAAUAGAUACGCAAUGCAAGAAAAAGUGGAAGCGAUGUUAUGGAAAUUAGCAGAGCCAUCGGAAAAUUGGUCGACAUUAGCUUCAACAUGCGCUACUCAAAUGAAGAAUUUCCAUGAAAAAUUAAUUGUCAACUCAAUUGUCAACUGCAUUGCAACGGAUGAAACGGAUUUCAAUGAGGCUCUAGAGCCACAGUUGACUUCAAUGCAGCAAUUACUAGUGGUAUUUUGUCAUAGGCUUACAUCUUCACAUCACCCUACCUUGAUAGAAACUCUGCUUAAAACCAUUGAAUGGAAUCUCUUCAUUUGCGAGGAUCGCACAAAAGAAGUUGGCUCGAAGGGGAAAAAAACAAAAGCUCAAAAAGCUAGACUCCAAGCAGAAUUAGAGUUGCAGGUUCAAAAAGUUGCAAAUCUGUCGGCAUUUUUUGUACUGAUUUGUAAGUCUUCAAAUAAUCUACGCCGUUGUCGAGCUUUUAUUUAUGAUGCUUUGUACAUGUCGGUCAACAGAGCACAUCUGAUUAUCAUCUCAGUUUUAUCAUUUUGGCCCCGUGUGCUUCCUCUAGCGAAGAAUUCAUCAGAAUGUCCUGUUACCAUGGUCAUGGUCUACGAAAUUUUUAGUCACAAAUCGUGCAGCCAAGAUGAUACUUUCAAAGUUACAGAAUUGAAAAAUCUCCUCCGACUCCGUUACGGAUAUUCUGAUCCUAUAUUUGCCCAAAUAACUCGAGAAAGUAUCAUUGCAACUCUGUUCUCAAUGUUGGAUCGCCCAGGCUGUGUUGAAGCAUUUGUUCUUCUUGCCAAACGAGGGCAGUGGAGGUGGACUGCUUCGAAACUGGUUUUUGGAUUCCUCUUCCCAAUAUUAGAAGACUUUAGAAACAAAAAAAUUGGAGAAACCAAGGCCAAAACUGCUAUUAAAAUCAUUGGCCUUGUUGCAAGAGCUUUUCCUCCAGGUGAAGCGUGGCUAGAAACAAAGAAAAUAUUAGAGUACUUGGAACAUUUGCUGCUGGACAGCACACUUGGUGGAGCAUGCUUCAAGGAGGCAAUUGCAGUUAGUGUUGCUCAGCUGCAUAGAUCGGAUCCAGAUAUUACUUUCUCCAUUUUGUCUAAAUGGAAUUCGCCUGACAAAAAAUUAUCAAUAGAAUUUUUAGAAAAUGUGAAAUCUUUGUUUUAUGGCAAAGCACUUCCAGAUUGGUAUCAGAAUUUAUCUAAAAUAUGUUUAUAAUGUUUGAUAAUAAGUUCAAGUACCUGAAGUUGCCUUAAAUGGAUCUGGAUGUGAGAGUAGUCCUAGCAUUUAAUUACUUCGUAUCUUUAACUUAAAUUUUGCCAAUUCCUUUUUCCUCGAACUAAGAAAAUACUUAAAUUUUGUUCAAUACUUUUCCAUCCCUGUACAUCUGCAAGAAAAUAUGCAAAUCAUAUAUUUUUAUGUCUUAGAGUAUGAAUAUUAUUUGAUUUGGACUAUUUUCAUCGCUUGGUCCCUUUUUAAUUAUUUUUUAAAAUCGGAUUGGAUAAACCCAAUCCACCCUUGGGAUGGAAUUAUUUUUAGUUUUUGACUACCUUGUCAAAAAUAGAGUAAGAAUAUAAUUUCUACUAUCAUUUUUUCUUAUUUUUUUUAGCUAUUCUCAAUGCUUGGUCCCUUUUUUUUAUUUUUUUAUAAUAUCCCAUUGGAUAAACCCAAACUACCUUUGUGAUGGUAUUAUUUUUAGUUCGUGAUCACUUUUACUCUAGAUCCUUUCCUGCUAGAUAUAUUUACUUCGGCACCUCUUUUUAUCAAUCAUCAGACAUGAGUUCAAGUUUAGAUUUCUCCAGUAGAUUGAUAAUGUAGCAACGUUAUCCUCGCGAUAUCCAAUUUGUUGAUUUGCGAUGGUUAAAACCAAAUCAGUAGAUCAUGACUUUAUGUCAAAAUUCUGUGUGAGUUAACUGUGUUAGUCAUUUACAACUUGUUCUCUAUUGAGUCAUAAGUCAGUAAAUGAUACAUUAUCAUCAGAAGUUUUGUUUGCAAAAAACUUAUAAACACAUUUUACCACCAUUCGGCAAAUAUGACAAGCGAAUGUGUGUGUUUGUAUUUGAAACAUCAAGACUGAUUGUGAGGUAUAAAUCUAUGACGCAGCCACCAAACCCUUAUAUGUAACCCCUUCUGUGUCUGCUGAAAUGGUAUAUAAAGCUCUUUUAGUCAAUUUAAGUUUAAUGCCUUUUUCAGAAAACUCAGGAUUAUAGUUCUCCAUUAAUUCAUUAUCUGUAAACAAUUUGUAUGUUCCUUAUCCUUUUUUUAUGUUUAAUUGUAAUGGAUACAGUAGUAAGUCCGUAAAUAUUUGAAUAUAAUAAUUUCAAUAAGUAAAUAUUUUUACUACAUCGCGGAAUAUAACUGAAAAAGGUCCGCACCAAUUACUGACUAUGCCUUUUUGCAAAGUGCUAACUUUUUCAGGGACUAUCGCAUCUUUAUGUUUAUUCCUUGAUAGCCUACCCAAAAAGUUUAAGUGAGAGCUUCCUACCCAGUGCUAGUACAACCUGCAGUUAUUUCUUUCUCAAGGAAGUUAUGUGAAUUUAGUUGAUUUUGAUUUUCUAGUGAAAGAUUUUUCAAUGAAAACUCUGAAUAUCAGCAAUUGCAGGUCUGUAUGUCAAAGUUGCACAAUUUUAUGUUAAAAAAAUUGGAAAGCAAUGUCUGAACCUGCUGGUCUCAAUUUUAUAAGUAACAACAGGGGAGAGCUAGUGACUGGUUUGGGGUAAUGUUUAAGAGUUGAAACGCAGGUAUAUCGGCAUAGUCAAAGAAUCCAGUCUUGCCGACGUCGAUCAAUUUUUAUACAAUAGAUCGAGCUGCUCACCUUACUCAGCCCCUUAGCUGUUACAUUUCGUUGUAAUUCAUAGUAUAUUUUCUGCUUUGGCACUGGCUGUUACGUGUCUAUCAUUACAUUGUGAGUGAAAAAGUUCAAAGUAACAAGAAAGGCAUUAUAUUUUCCUGGACUUUAUCCCGGCUAACAGCAGCAGCAGUACAAAGUUUUCUUUGUUCAUUUUGUUUUACUUGGGUCAACCUUUUUACAAUUUGCUUACUCUCUACAUUUAUGUUGAGAAUAUGCAGCAAUUUUUUCAUCCGGUGUUCAGUAGUGCUUUACGGCUUUUUUCCAAACUUUACUCCAGUUUGGUGUAGAGAAUUCCAAAAAGAAAAGAGAAAUAAUUAUUUCCCUCGUGAGCAUAACCCGUGUAUUUGCAACUUUCGAAGUAACUGGUAUUUUCCAUCUAAAAUAAGUUUAUCAUUUUAUUUCACUUUCACCUAGCCAGUUGUCUAGUUUUAGUUUCUCGAGUCUUAUGCUGCAUUUUUGUUCGAAGCAAAAUUUGAUUUCAACAAUUGCUUGUCAUGGAAUGUAAAAAUGUAUGAUGUCUGUUUAUAAUGUAAAUAUUUAUUAUGAGCCAUUUGGUUUGAAGAUAAAUCUCUGUUACAUUGUUUUGCUGUUUAUUUUUUGUUACAAAUUGAAAUGGAAAGAUGAUAUUACAAAUAUUUCUUUAAAAAAAA
Messenger RNA from Bemisia tabaci, 8524 nucleotides. Lineage: Eukaryota; Metazoa; Arthropoda; Insecta; Hemiptera; Aleyrodidae. The record is from RefSeq and is a predicted model, not a curated record.